AUACGCUAAUCGUCCCUCCUUCCUUUCUCUAAUCCUUCAUUCUAAUUAUCCUCCCUCAUUCUCUAGUCACCUUCCUUUCCUUCCCUCUCGCGAUCUUUUCUUCCCUGCAAAAUAGGGGAUUCCUCCAUUCUCGCCGAUUGCCGCCGGCCGCCAACUUCGCGCGACUCCCCUAAAAAAACCACUAAAAUCGCAGUCAGAAAAGCCAAAAAUUCAAACAAAAAGGGAGAGAAAAAAAAAAUCGAAUUUUUCCCGGCCCAACGAUAGCAGAAAUUCGGCGAUAAAACAAUAAUUGACCGAUUUCACCGCUGAUGCCUUGCUCUGCCUCCUCCAUUCCUUAGCCAACCAUAACCUGUCCAUUUCCAUACUGGCACGUCGAUCACUUCGCCCAAAACUGAGUUUGCGGCCAGAUAUCAUAUAAAAGGGUCAUGACGGGCUCGCCGCCUGCGUCGCCUACGGGUGCCCCCCAGCGACCCUUCAGUGCCAUCAUGCGCACUCCGAGAAGCACCAGUCGCUUGAGCAUGAGCUCCAAACAAGGCGGAGGAAGUCGCCAUUCCGACGAGGACGGCAAGACCGCGGUCAAAGUUGCCGUCCGUGUCCGACCGCCUCUGAGGCCCAACGACCCGGGCUAUGAGCUGAUCCCGCAACGUUUCCAAAAAUCCAUGGUCCACGUCACCACGCCAACCAGCUUGGCAGUCGACGUCCCUCAGGGCCGCAAGUUGUUCGUUUUCGAUCGGGUAUUCGCCGAGACGAUAGAUCAGGACGGGGUCUGGGAGUACCUGAGCGACAGCGUCAAUUCGUUCCUGCAGGGCUACAAUGUCUCCAUUCUGGCGUACGGCCAGUCGGGCGCCGGAAAGUCCUACACCAUGGGAACUUCGGGGCCCAAUGAACAGAGCAAAACGGAGGCGAUGGGAAUCAUCCCGCGUGCGGCGCAGCUGCUUUUCGAAAAAUUGGACGGUCCCUCGAAACACAAUCGCAAUAGCUCGACAGGCCUUCGCACCCCCGCACGGUACUCCAUUGGCUCGGCCUCGAGUUUUGGAAGACAAAGCGUUGAUAAGAGCUGGCAGUUGAAGGCCACCUACGUGGAGAUUUACAACGAACAAUUACGAGACCUUCUCCUGCCCGAUUCGACCCCCGCGAGUGAUCGCAGCACCGUCACGAUUCGAGAGGAUACAAAGGGUCGCAUCAUCCUGACCGGACUGCACCAGGUGAACAUCAACUCGAUUGAGGAUCUGUUGGGCGCAUUGAACUUUGGUUCGUCGAUUCGACAGACCGACUCGACCGCUAUCAACGCCAAGUCGUCUCGUUCGCACGCCGUCUUCAGUUUGAACCUCGUCCAGCGGAAAUCCUCGAAUGGAGUGGCUACGCCCAAAGACAAGCGGAUGUCGAUGCCGGCCGAGGGCUUCUCGCCGGCCGAUGCGUCGGUUACCGUCGACAGUAAACUUCACUUUGUGGAUUUGGCUGGUAGCGAGAGAUUGAAGAAUACCGGGGCGUCGGGAGAGCGUGCCCGCGAGGGUAUUUCCAUCAACGCCGGUCUUGCAGCGUUGGGCAAGGUCAUCUCGCAACUGUCCUCCCGUCAGGCGGGCUCGCACGUUUCUUAUCGCGACUCGAAGCUUACCCGUCUUCUCCAAGAUUCGCUGGGUGGAAACGCCUACACCUACAUGAUUGCUUGCGUGACGCCUGCCGAGUUCCACCUGAGCGAAACGUUGAACACCGUGCAGUACGCGCAACGCGCUCGAGCCAUCCAAAGUAAACCCCGGAUUCAGCAGAUGGCGGACGAAAGCGAUAAGCACGCGGUGAUCGAGCGUUUGAAGGCGGAGGUGGCCUUCUUGCGGCAGCAGUUGCGGAAUGUCGAGGACCACGACCGGCGCAACGCCGCCCCUCAGGAGCGCGGGGAGCGCCAGAACGAGAGGGAAAUCGAUCUUCAGAACCAGCUGCUGGAUUCCCAGGAAAGCUACAACGCGUUGAGCCAGCGUCACGCCAAACUGAUUGCCGAGCUUGCCAGGGAUUCCGAACAGCCGGCCGAUGCGGAUCCCGACGACGUCGCAUCCGUGGUCGGAAAAAGCUCCGUCGAGCGACUGAAACGAUCCCAUUCGUUCGCCGAGUCGGUCGAGCAGGUGGUUUUGGAGUACGAGAAGACCAUCCAGAGUCUGGAAUCGUCCCUUUCGAACACUCGAUCGUCCUUGUCGGUCAGUGAGAGCACGCUUCUCGAGCGGGAGACGAAGUGCACCUACGUCGAAACGGUCAAUGCGCAACUCCAGGCCCGCGUGCAGAAGCUGUUGGACCGGGAGACCAGCACCGAGACAUACCUUCACGAGUUGGAAUCGAGACUGGACGGCCAGUCAUCGGGCGAGGAAAAGCAGGCGGCGGUCGUGUCCGAGCUGCGCAAGGAGCUGAGUCGGGCCCGUGAUAGCGAAGCCAACUGCGAAGACUAUAUUUCCACGCUGGAAGAGCGUCUGGCCGAAGCGGACCAGGACAUGGAGUUGAUGGGGCGGGAGGUUCAACGCCUGGAAAACGUCAUCGAACGCCAACGCAGCCUAGGCAAGUUGGACAACCUGCUUUACGACCUCGACCACGUCCAGCCCAACGGAAACAAGGACGACGCGGAGGAUGUAACCGAAUCGCCCACCCCAGUUGUCAAACGCGCCUACAACCCGCGCAAGAGGGCGACGUCGCUUGACGUGUUGACCGAGGCUGUCGAGACCGCCAUCCCCGAAUCGGACGAGGGUUUGGUCGAGCCGAUCCCUGAAAUCGAUGAGGAGGCCGCAGCCGAUUCCGAGACCGCUGCCGCAGGAGAGGAUCUGAAGGUCCUGGAGACGGCAACGACCAACAAGAGACAAACUCCCAGUCCCACGCAGUCGAACGUGGUUGCCGAUAAGCUCGACACCGUUAGCCAGGAACUGUUCGACCUGCGUACGCAGCAUGAGAACACCCUGAGUGACUACGAACUCCUCGAAACGAAGUACGAAGAGGCCCUCAGGGCGCUGGCGAAGGCGCAGCAGGACGCUGCCGACGAAACUCGUCAUCGCACAUCGACCGUGCAGCAGCUCGUCACCCCAUCUACCGCAUCUCGUCCGGUGUCUUUUUUAGACGAAAGCAGCAAGGCUCCCGAAUCGACAGCUGGAACGCAACACUCGUUCUCGCAGUCACUCUCAUCGGAAUUAUCCUUGGUCGGGGAGCCUGCUGCUUCACAGGAUACAUCUAAUGCCAAGGCCCAGCCAGAUGCUGAAGAGAACCAUCUCGACUCCCCCACUCAGUCUUCGGCGACUAGCCCUCAGGAGGUCGAGCACAUGCGGCAGCUGCUCUCUGAGCACCAGGAGGGCGUCACGAUCAUGACUCAGAAAUACGCCGAAUUGCAGAGUGAGCAUGAAGACACUCUGAAUCUCAUUGAGUCCCUGAAGGCCCAAAUCCAGAGGCCCAAGUCUGCCUCCCCGCCCACCACACCGGGAUUCUCCAAAUCGCCAGUGAUUCGAAGGAAGACUAGCCAGAGUCUCAUGUCAACUGUGGAUCGAGCCCACCGUUCUCUGGCCGCCCUGCGCAACAUUGCGGGCGAGGAAUUCGACCAGCGACCGGAUAAAAUGCAGAACUUCGAAGUCCACCUCGACUCGGCAAUGCAUGAACUGUACACCCGCAUGGAACGCAUUCAGUCGCUGGAGGCCGAGAACCAAAGCGUGAAGAAGGAGAUGGAGAUGAAGUCGACUAUCAUCUCUGGCCUGACUCGGGAGCGAUCCAGCUUGCAAGGGGGAGCUUCCUCGGUGGACAUGGGUUUGGUAUCCCAGCUGCGCGACCAGGUUGUGCAGCAGGAAGGCAUCAUCAACGAGCUGAAGGAGGCGCACGAAUCUCGACAGAAAGAGCUCAUUGCUGAGAUCCAGGAAUUGAAGGAUCUUCUCAAGACCCAAGAGGCUGCCGCCCGCGCUCAGGAUGCAGGUGCCGAGGCACAGUACCAGAAGAUUAGCCUUCUCGAGGGCGAAUUGGGCGAGUGGAAGACCAAGCACCAAACCGCCGUGGAAUCUCUGCAGUCCUCUGAGCAGCAACUCAGUGCCACGCUCGCCGAACUCAAUAGUGCAUUGGCCAACGUCGAUGCCAUGCGCUCCGAGCGGGCGGCUGCCGACGAGGCGUCCACCGCGGAGAAGGAGACCAUCGCUAGAGAGCUGGACAGCGAGAAGGCCCGCCAGGAGGACGUCGUGGAGAACCUCAAACGUGAUAUUGAAGAGCACAAGGCAACUGCCGGCGUGCACGUGGCGCGAAUCGCCUCGCUGGAGGAUGCACACAGUGCCGCCGAGAAACAGCUGGAGGAGCUCCUCGCAGCCAAGAACAACGACAACGCCGAGGUUGGAAAUCACCAGACCCGCAUCUCCGAGCUGGAACGUGAGAUCGACUCUCAUCGGUCUCUUGUCGAGUCUCACAAGACGAACUUGGAUGCCCUGCAGGACUCUCACCGACAAGAGCUAAGCGAACUCGAAGCAAGGGCUAACGCCGCCGCACAAGCGGAGUAUGAUUUGCAACUGGCGGAGAAGAACAGGGAACACGACGAGGCCAUGAAGACUCUCAGAACUGACAUUGCCGAAUCGCGCGACGAACUCGCCAAGUUGCUCAAAAUGGUCUCCGAACUCAUCAACUCCGACGUUACGGCUGACAACAUUGCCGAUCAGAUUCAAGACAUCUUGACUCAGAAGCAGCACUUCUCCGACAAGUACGCCGAGCUGCUCGGUACGAACGAGGAUCUUCGCAAGCAGCUGGAACUUCAGGGUGGCGACUCAAGUCGUUUGGAGGAGCUCACCAAGAGCAACAACGCCAAGGAACAAAAGGUCAACGAGCUUGCUCUGUUGGUUGCCACCCUCGAAGAUACCCUUCGGAAGAAAGACGACCAAGUCAAGAAGAAGGACGCGCUCGUUGCCGAGGUCACCGCUGAAAAGGAGAAAAGUGUCCGCCUUGUGGAGGAACUCGAAGAGCAGAUCACCAGCAGCUUUGAUCAGCACCACAACCGUCUUUCCGUCAUCCAGCAAGAGCGCGAGCAAGCUUUGGAGGAUGCCAAGGCCAGAAUUGUCGUGCUGGAGAAGGAUAUUGAGACCUAUCGUGUGCGGAUCGAGCAACUUGAGCUUCAAAUCAAGAACACUUCAGACAGUUCGCACGAUCGCAGCAGCUCUAUCACGUCCAACUUGCGAAAAAGCUCCUCAGCUACUUCUCUUCCUUCUCCGCCUCCUGCUAUCCCACUACCGCCUCUUCCCACUAUUGCUGCUGCUACGAACGGUAGCGUUUCACCCCCGAGCUCGCGGCAUACUAGCAAGGAGUUGGUCAGUACUCAGGUUGUUGAGGAUCAGGAAGCUCGCAUCCGCACGAUCGAGAAGCAUCUCUAUGCCGAAAAGCAGCUUACUGCGACGCUAGAGGAAGCCCUCGGCGACCUCGAAGCGCAGAGCAACAAGGUCAAAUCCGACUGCGAGGCCUGGAAGAAGAAGGCAUGGCAGUUGGAGGAGGAGCUGGGUACUCUGAAGAAAGAACGCAACUCGCAGCGUCUUUCUCUCCAGGCAGUGGAAGAGGAGAGAAGUGCCCGUCGCGAGGCGGAAGCUGCCCGGGCCCAGCUGGAAGAGCGAAUGAACGCCCUUAACAAGAAGAAGAAGAAGAGCACUCUGAACUGCUUCUAGGCUUCUACGUUGCAUCUCUUCCCCUUUCUCCCCUUUUCUCACUCUUUCUCUUCCCCCUUCCACUUUACCCCCUUUAUCCUUCCCUCAGACACGAUGUUCAGCUUCUUCCCCUGUAUUAUGAAUUUGACGUCGAUUCCCCCUUUUAGCUUCAUUGAUACCUUUCUCUGUGUGUAUUUGCACCUUUACCUUUUUGAUUCUCACCGUGCACAUUGCCCCGUCUCAUUAUGAUUUUUGCAUUAUGACAUUUUGUUUUUUUGUUUCGUUGUUUUCCUGCGUGGUGGAUUAUUAGCCUUGGCUGAUGAUUUGUGUAUGUACAUUUUUACCGACUACCCUUUCAUUUGCUCUGAACCUGCAUUUUUUUUUGUUUCAGCCAAAAUUUCUGGUCUCUGGUUUUGUCGUUGAGUAUACUGCGGAUACCAAUUGUUGAUGUUAGUUAGUCUUGGUCUGAUUCCGUUCUAGAGAUCGACGAGUACAU
This is a messenger RNA of Aspergillus steynii IBT 23096, 6114 nucleotides long. RefSeq names its product kinesin family protein. Gene Ontology annotation, biological process: mitotic spindle organization; microtubule-based movement. Bases 426 to 5639 code for a protein of 1737 amino acids. NCBI's taxonomy places the organism in Eukaryota, Fungi, Ascomycota, Eurotiomycetes, Eurotiales, Aspergillaceae. The record is from RefSeq and is a predicted model, not a curated record. The transcript is spliced from 5 exons. Gene Ontology annotation, molecular function: microtubule binding; microtubule motor activity; ATP binding.